UAUAGAAACCACGUUCCACCCUGUAUAUCACCGAUAUAAAUGAAUCCGGACGUUUAAGCGUUCUAGUAGAACACACAUGUAGUAAACAACUGAGUUCAGACGCAAGAAAAUCUAUACAGUCACUUUUAAGCAACCGGAGUCAAUGCACGAUAAAUACUACUAACGAAGUAAAUAAGUACUACUGACAAAGUAAAUUAGUACUGCAGACGUGAUCGCUAUUGGAUAUUGGACAGUGAGAUAAAUGGCAUGUUACAGAAAAUUCCGGGGGUUAUGUACCGUGUGGUGUUCUGUUGAAAUACUGUUAUUUUCGGGAAUUAUUUACGGGUGGAGUUCUCUCGUUUUCAUAUUUACAAACGAAGGAUUUUAUGCAGAUCUCUGUGAGAAAAAUCUAUUACUCACUGAUGUUGAAAUUAACUUCACGCAUGGAGAGAAUACAUCAGGUAUUUAUCGUGGUGACUAUAGAAACAAUAUAACGUUCUCUGAUUCUAAUGAUGAAGAAUAUAAAGAUUGCACAGAACAAGAGAGUAGACUUGGAUUCUUUUUUUCCAUUGGUGUUGGUUUUACAUGGGCAGGAAUGGCCAUUCUCGGACCAAUGACAAAGGCACUUGGAACACGCAUAACCCGCAUUGUAAUUUUAUUGGUAUAUGAGAUUGGACUCUUUUGUCUCGCAUUUACAACAACAGAAACACCAUGGUUAAUAUGUCCAGGUCUUUGUUGUAUUGGAGUUGCUGGCCUUGCUCACUUUGCUAGUAAUAUCCAAGUAGCCAAUCUUUUCCAGGGAUUCUCGUCAACUAUUGUAGCAUUAUUUUGUGGACUCUUCGACAGUUCAUCAGUUAUUUUGCAAGUAGUAAAGAUUGCAUAUGGAUUCGGCAUUGGACGCAGGGAGUCUUUCCUAUUUUUGGCUUGCCUGUAUCUUGUUAUGAUCGGAACGAGCACUUUCUUUAUAUUGCCAAAAUGUUACAUCACCAGCGUGGAAAAGCUGGAUGAAGUUGAGAUCUGUGUUACCGGUGACAGCGUUCUUCAGUACACUGAAAUACAAAGAACUGAUAAACCAUAUAUUGUAACAAAAACUAGCCCUAAGAAAGGUGUCUUGUCUUACUUGAAAUCUAUGACAUAUAUAUCACAUGUAUGUUGGAUGACAGUUCACUGUCUGCUUUUCACUACAUUCCUGAAUUUACUGUAUAUCAGAAUAGACAAAUUAGCCAAUGGUCAGGUAUCUACAGUUAGUUACUAUGUUGGUGUAUUUGCCUAUACUACAAUGGGAUCAGGAAUAGGGUCAGUAGUUGCUGGUCUCAUCUACGAUGCUGAACGGAGAAGAUAUUCAAACUUUUCAAAAACUGAGAAGAAAUGGAAGCCAGUUGUUAUACCGAUGACAGCAUGUGGAAUAUUUAUAGCAGCCGUAUUCAGCUGUUUGCUUGUAGAAAAUAUAAGUUUUUUGUUUCCAAGUUUCGUUUUGUUCACACUAUUCCGCAAUUUUCUCUUCUCCAUUGGUGUAGCAUUUGUAAAUGAAGCAUUUCCUUCCGAGUAUUUUGGACCUCUCUAUGGUUUUAUGACUCUUAUAAAUGGUUUGUUUUCAUUGACACAAUAUGGAUUAGUCAAGUGGGCUGUAUCCUCUGAAAGUGGAAGCAAACAGGUAUAUAUUGCUUUGCUCGUUCUGGCUUCAGUUACAUUCCUACACCCACUACAGUUAUGGGUAAGGUCCAACAAAAUGAAGAAAUUUGCACAAAUGACACAUAAAAGUGAAGAGGCAGCUCCUUUACAAGAUAAGGCUUGAUACGACCUUUAUGACGAUACAUAUCAGAUCUCAGAUUCUUUUAUAUUCAGCUGAAAAGGAGGAAUGGAAUGUUUUGUUAUUGCACGUUAGUCAACGACGAACGUAUUAGAGUAUACCGUUGUCCCUUCGUUCGUCCGUCCAUCCGUCCGUUCGAAAUAUACAUGUCGCAGUGAUAAAAGAGUGCCUUCAGUGAUCUAUUUUCAUCUUUAUAAAAUUAUUAAGAAUAUUUGUCUUAGGGUCUAUACACUUGGAUGAUUAUCACUUGGUUAGGAAAAGCAUUUUUUCACAUGUCAUGCUAUAACUUAAUUAUGCCAGAAUCAAUUUACUUCAAACUUUACAAAAUUAGUACAAAUGGUGGUUACAGGGUCUAUGUAGUUUUUUUUUAAUCUAUUCGUUUUUUAACCCUAAAGAAGUAUGGGACUUUAAUCUGCAAAAUAUAAGCAACUUUUAACAUGUCCAAACUAACUCAAACAUGCCAUGGUCGAUUUAUUUAAAUUUAUACAAGCGUAUUUAGAACUCAGAUUAAAAUGAUUAAACAAGUUUUUUAGUAAAUAUGUCCAGUAAUUUCAGAGAGUAAUUUUGGACUGUACAUGAAAAACCAACCUUAAUCACUUUAUUUAUUAUGAUCAAGCGGGAUAGGCGUAUCAUGCGAACAUGGCACAACAGGUUUUUGUUAUGAUAGAUUUGAAAUGUAAUAUCUUCGGUUUACUGGUAGAUUAUAAUGUGAUAUUAAGUCUUUCAUGUCAUUUGUUGCGUCUGUUUACAUAAUAAUUGUUACUUAAUAUGUGUACAAUAUGAUUUUGUUCAGAAAAAAAGCAUAUGAUAAACUAUGUUUAGUCCAAGUUUUUAAUGAUCUUUGAAAAGAUACAAGGUACACCAGUUUAAUUAAAAAAUAUUUGCUGAAACACCUAUAACAACAUGAAUUAAUAUAUAGUUACAUCUAGUACUUUUAACAAUCUGAACAUUAACGACAAAUUUUUAAACAUAAUAUGAAUUGCACAGAAAUCCAGCAUAAUUUUUCUAAAAGUACUAGUCUUCAUAGAUACUUUAUCCGUAGAAAAUUAUUUUUAUAAUGAUCAUCAACGCUCUUUUGUAUGUCUAAUUUGAACAUGUAAUAGGAAUAUAUUAAACUUUUAACGUUUAUAUUUUUAGAUAACUAGAAUUAACUUCUUUUUUAGAUUAUGUGAUUUAUAAAUUGAUAUUUCAGUAUUAUUAAUAACAUACUUUGAGAUUAUUUAUCAUUCAAUAUGAAAUGAUUAAAUGAUUUAUAUAUUAACUUAUUAUAAGAGAUUCAAUGACAUCCUUGUUUAUUCUUUUGUUUAAAAGACAUAUACAUUUUAUUUUAUUUUUUUACGCUGUCUUAAUUUGUAAAUAGUUAUUUGGUAUAUAGUGUCUCGUAAGUCAGAUGUGUGGCUGGAUAUUGGUUGUGUUAUCAAGUGUGUAUAUUGUGUAUGAAUUCCUUUUAUUGCAAUCAAUAUGUGACACUUUAAUAAAUAGAUUUAUAUAUGUAAUCAACUAGAA
This is a messenger RNA of Mytilus californianus (California mussel), 3295 nucleotides long. Its product is annotated as equilibrative nucleobase transporter 1-like. The record is from RefSeq and is a predicted model, not a curated record. Lineage: Eukaryota; Metazoa; Mollusca; Bivalvia; Mytilida; Mytilidae. Bases 242 to 1774 code for a protein of 510 amino acids. The transcript is spliced from 11 exons.